This is a messenger RNA of Gasterosteus aculeatus aculeatus (three-spined stickleback), 7569 nucleotides long. Its product is annotated as receptor-type tyrosine-protein phosphatase gamma. Gene Ontology annotation, biological process: protein dephosphorylation. Gene Ontology annotation, molecular function: protein binding; protein tyrosine phosphatase activity. The record is from RefSeq and is a predicted model, not a curated record. NCBI's taxonomy places the organism in Eukaryota, Metazoa, Chordata, Actinopteri, Perciformes, Gasterosteidae.
CGGGACCAGCAGGCUGAUAUCCAUGCGUGCCUGACCGCUAGUCCACUUCCUGGGUGGAGGAAUGGGACGUUUCCAGCGCAGCUUUUCUUCUUCUUCCUCGCAUUGUGCGGUGCCCUUCGUCACGCCGACAACGCGGAUAAGCCCCCAAUAAUGACCGCGUGUAAUCGAUAUUAUUCGACCACUUUCUUUCUUUUUUUUCUUUUCUUUCUUUCUCCGAUGUAGUUAAAAAGACAGCGAUUGAUCGCCGAUUGACCCUCCGUCACUACGGGAAUGUCGCUAUCUGGAAGCCCGCUACAGGCACGCCGGAGUCCAGCACAUUUUCAACAGUUUUUUGCACGGCGGCAGCGUACGUAUCGCGUCGUUCCUCGGGAGCUAAAAGCAGCCUCUGCUCGGACCGGAGGCCAAUAAAUUCGUCGUUUUAGAGAAACCAACAACCACAACAACAAAAAACAGCGACUGUGGCGAACCGCUAAGCGUUACUUUGAUGCUCUGCCUCCGCGGCCGCGGUGCCAACUUCGUUUCUGGCUCGUCCGUGUGUAUGUGAUUGCUUUUUUUUUUUUUUUGAGAGAGAGAGAAGAUUAAAAUACUCCUUAACUUUGUCACCCGUUGCCCUCUCGUCGCUCUCCAUGAGUAGUCUGACAUGCGGAGAAUACGGGAACCGAGUUACUGGUGGAUUUUAUCCUUGAUGUUUUUAACCUUGCCCAAACACAAAGACUGUCAUCCCGUUGCAUCAGGUGGCCAACCUCACCAUGCGGAAGAGAGGCACCACGGGACCUCGGGCGUAAUGAGGGAGAGGAGGGCAGCCGGUGACCCCUAUUGGUCCUAUUCAGGAAGCCAUGGACCUCAGAGCUGGGCUGCCUCCUACCCAGAAUGCGCUGCGAGGAACCAAUCACCUGUGGACAUCUCCGAUGAACAAGCUCCGGUUUCGGAGGAGUACCAGCAGCUUGUGCUCGACAAGUUCAACGCUGAGUCCUCCAACCAGACCACCAUGAAAAACACUGGGAAGACAGUUGCUGUCCUCCUGAAGGAUGACUACUUUGUAAGAGGCGCUGGUCUGCCGGGGCGUUUUAAGGCUGAGAAGAUGGAGUUCCACUGGGGCCAUAGUAAUGGGUCAGCAGGCUCGGAACACAGUAUUAAUGGCAGAAGGUUUCCCGUAGAGAUGCAGAUCUACCUCUACAAUGCAGAUGACUUUGACAGCCUCGGUGCUGCCAUCAAGGAAAGACGCAUCAUUGCUGCCAUCGCAGUUUUCUUUGAGCUGGGUCAAAAAGACAAUCCAGCUGUAGAGCCCAUCAUCCAGGGCUUGAAAGGAGUUGUGCAUCAUGAAAAGGAGACCAACCUGCGGCCGUUCAUCCUGAGGGAUCUGCUGCCAUCGUCACUGGGCAGUUAUUACCGAUACACCGGCUCUCUGACCACACCGCCCUGCAUCAAGGUGGUGGAGUGGAUCGUCUUCUCCAGGCCAGUGUAUCUAUCCCACUCACAGCUGGAGGCCUUUUACUCCAUCUUUACUACAGAGCAACAGGACCACGUCAAGUCUGUCGAGUACCUGAGGAACAACUUCCGGCCGCUGCAGGACCUUGACAGCAGGAAGGUCUUUAAGUCGGCUGUAAAAGAUGCAUGGCAAAAGGAUUUAACUGAAGUCCUGGGAAGCCCUCACAGCACUGAGGCGUCACGAGUGUGCAGCAGCGCCCCAGUGAGCAUGAAGAUCAAGCCGCUGAACCAGACGGCAUUGAUGGUGAGCUGGGAGCGCCCUCUGGCUGUUUACCACCCACCAAUCACCAGCUACAUGGUCUCCUACAGCUGGGUGAGGCGUGACGUUGCCGACGAAAGGACCUUCACCAAGACCGGGGACCAAAGCAUGAAGGCCGUCAUCACUAACGUGUCCCCUGACGUCCUGUAUCUGUUCAGAGUGCAGGCAGUGUGCCAGCAUGACCUGCGCAGUGAUUUCAGUCAAACUCUGCUCUUCAGAGCUAAUACAACCAGAAUAUUUGAAGGGUCUCGUAUUGUGAAGACUGGGAUGCCCACCAUGUCUCCGGCGUCCUCGGCCGACAUGGCUCCCAUCAGCUCCGGCUCCUCCACUUGGACGUCCUCUGGCAUCCACUUCUCCAUUGUCUCCAUGGCAACGGGAAUGGGCCCCUCCUCUAGUGGCAGCCAGGCCACCGUGGCAUCAGUGGUGACGAGCACCUUGCUGGCAGGCUUGGGCGUGGGCGGAGGGGUCAUCUCUUCUUUGCCCAGCUCCGUUUGGCCAACGAAAGCCCCCCGAGCCACGCAGAAUCCCACCCGUCCGUCCGUCACGCCCGCAAAGUCCAGCACCGAGCAGACGGCGCCGCAGGGCUCCGACACAGACACGCCGGCUGAGAACAAGCAGGCCGCAGAUGAGGACGAGGAGGCGGAGAAGGAGGGGGAGCGAGAAGGAGAGCAGGAGGAGGGAGAGGAUGAGAAGAAGAGAAAGAACAAGACUUCACCUGGUAAUGAGGAGAAGCAGGCCAACAGCACUGUGGUCAAAGAGCCUUUAAUCCCCACGCCCGCGUCCACCGCCAAAGAGAAAGGAAGAGGGAGGCCUACAGUGAGAAGCACCACGGUGCCCUCGAGCACCGGUGACGAUCAGUCGGUCGAUGCCGAGGAGGAUGCCGCUGAUGUGACCGCAUUCGCCACCGCGGAGCCUCGGAAUAACACUGCCGAGAUGCAGAUUCCACAGAGCUCCACACUGUCCCCAAAGAUCAGCAGCGACGGCAAGAGUGUCUGGCCUUUCUCUGUCCACACCGACGGGACCAUCUUGUCCAACGUAACGCGAACCCCUCAGGCGGGGAUGAGUCGGAUGGUGUGGGUCGUCCCCUUGGUCGUGGUGUCUGCUCUCACUCUGCUCUGCCUCAUAAUGCUGCUGAUAGUGAUGGUCUACUGGAGAAUGACAAGCAUCUGCUCCCUCCUCUGCAUCAAAUACAGGAGAUUUUUCCAGACAGCUCACUUCUACGUGGAGGAAAGCAGCUCUCCACGGGUGGUGCCCAAUGAGAAUAUACCAAUCAUCCCCAUACCAGACGACAUGGACGCCAUCCCCGUCAAGCAGUUCAUCAAACACAUCAUGGAGCUGUACAAGAACAACCUGCAAGGUUUUUCUGAGGACUUUGAGGAGGUUCAACGCUCCACAGCAGACCUGAAAAUCACUGCAGAGCACUCCAAUCACCCUGACAACAAGCACAAAAACAGAUACAUCAACAUCGUGGCCUACGACCACAGCAGGGUGAAAUUACGAGCUCUUGCGGGCAAAGAUGCCAAACAUUCGGAUUACAUCAAUGCCAACUACGUGGAUGGCUACAACCGUCCCAGAGCGUACAUAGCGGCUCAGGGCCCCCUCAAGUCCACAUUCGAGGACUUCUGGAGGAUGGUGUGGGAGCAGAACACAAGCAUCAUUGUCAUGAUCACAAACCUGGUGGAGAAAGGGAGAAGGAAAUGUGACCAGUAUUGGCCAACAGAGAACAGCGAGCAGUAUGGAAACAUCGUGGUGACGCCAAAAAGCACCAAAGUGCACGCCUGCUACACACUGCGGCGUUUCCUUAUAAGAAACACGAAGGUUAAAAAGGGUCAGAAGGGGAACCCGAAGGGGAAGCUGAAUGAGCGCAUCGUUGUCCAGUAUCACUACACGCAGUGGCCUGACAUGGGAGUACCAGAGUACACCCUCCCCGUCCUCACGUUCAUCAACCGCUCAUCGGCGGCCCGCGCUGCGGACACGGGCCCGGUGCUGGUGCACUGCAGUGCAGGCGUCGGGCGCACGGGAACGUACAUUGUUAUUGACAGCAUGCUGCAGCAGAUCAAGGACAAAAGCACAGUCAGCGUUCUGGAUUUUCUCAAACAUAUCCGCACACAACGCAACUACCUAGUUCAAACUGAGGAACAGUAUGUCUUCAUCCACGAUGCUCUAAUGGAGACCAUCAUGAGCAGAGAGACGGAGGUGCCCGCCUGGCAGCUGCAUAGUUAUGUCAACAGCAUCCUCACGCCCAACUCGACAGGCCGCACGCUGCUGGAGAAGCAAUUCAGGCUGUUGACUCAGUGCAACGCACGCUUUGUGGAGUGCUUCAGCGCCCACAAAGACUGCAACAAGGAGAAGAACCGCAAUUCCUCAGUGGUUCCUUCGGAGCGAGCAAGGGUCGGACUCACCACUCUGCCUGGAAUGAAAGGAACCGAUUACAUUAAUGCGUCUUACGUAAUGGGUUACUUCAGGAGUAAUGAGUUCAUCGUGACUCAGCAUCCGUUACCCCACACCACCACAGACUUCUGGAGGAUGAUCUGGGACCAUAACGCUCAAAUUAUUGUCAUGUUGCCCGACAACCAGGGCCUGGCUGAGGAUGAAUUUGUCUACUGGCCGAGUCGGGAGGAGUCCAUGAACUGCAUUGCCUUUACUGUCACCCUCAUCAGUAAGGACAGGUUGUGCCUCUCCAAUGAGGAGCAGAUCAUCAUCCACGACUUCAUCCUGGAGGCCACACAGGACGACUACGUUCUGGAGGUGAGACACUUCCAGUGUCCUAAAUGGCCCAACCCCGACGCUCCUCUCAGCAGCACCUUUGAGCUCAUCAGUGUCAUCAAAGAGGAGGCCAUGACUCGAGAUGGCCCCACCAUCGUGCACGAUGAGUACGGAGCCGUGUCAGCGGGCAUGCUUUGCGCCCUCACCACACUGUCCCAGCAGCUGGAGAACGAAGGCGUUGUCGACAUCUAUCAGGUGGCUAAGAUGAUCAAUCUCAUGAGGCCUGGAGUCUUCACUGAUAUUGAGCAGUACCAGUACCUUUACAAAGCCAUGCUCAGCCUGGUCGGCAACAGAGAGUUCUGCCUGAGCCCCGUGCACAUGGACACUAACGGGGUGGUGGUGAUGGCGGACGAGUCGGACCCGGCCGAGAGCAUGGAGUCGCUCGUCUGAGGAAGUUCACAGGCACUUCGUUUGUAUAAAAAAAAAAAAAAACCAGAGGCCUUUUUUGCCAGACAAUUGAUUCAACGAAUAACCUUAUUACUUUUUAUACCGAUAAAAGUUUUUGAUAUUUAUGUUUUUGUCCUUUAUUCCUCGUUUUUAAAUGUUAUCCUGCUGAGCGUUUGCACCCGUUUUAAGUUGUCGUGAGGAGGAAGCAGCUUCGUCCAGUUUGCACUAUACUAUCAGUGUUACUGCCUGUAUCCGGUGAAGGAGACACUUCCGUUGGACGGCGGCGUCUCGACUCAACCGAGAUCUCUGGACCGCAUUGAGACAAACCUGAAGCAUGAAGACCAGGAUGAGUUAAAGCGAUCCGGCUCAUUCCUCAAAGCGAAAACAUCACAUUCCAACGCAGCCGCCAGCACGCAUCUCGUCACUUUGUCACCUCAAUAAAACACAGCGUUUUGAGGCUCCGCCCCACCUGGUUGAAGCUCUUUAUCACAUGCUAAGAUACUUUUUCCUGCUUAAUAUUCAUGUAUUGUCCAAAUAUUUCACUGCUGUCUUGUAAAAUGUACUUUUCUUUUUUUAAACAUCUAAAUAAUGUGAACAUGAGUUUUUUUUUUUUUUACAGGAUUUGUAUUGUUAUGUUGUUUUGUUUAUAUAUUUCUUUUUUUAGCGCUCUUGCUUUUUUGUCCAAUAGCAGGGCGUAUAUUCAUGUUCUAUGAGGUCGUCAUGACUCUUUCCAGCUUUUUAAACUUCAACUGUCAAAGCUCAACUGUUAACAUGUGUAGUGGGUAAACGUAUCGAAACUAUACAAUGUCUACAAAGAGUAUUCACCCAACACUAAAGCGCAGUGGAUGAAAUUAGGAUUUAUUCUUCAUUGCGAAUCAAAACAGUAAAUUACUCCAACUCAGUUUAUUAAGGUGAACAGCAAAGUUUUCUCUCCUGUCACUUAUUCUGGACUCAACUGAGGCCCCAGACGGCGUCUCGCCAUGACGUGAAUCAUUAUCUUUUCUACAGACAUUCCUGUGUGGCUUCAUAUUUGGGGUCAUUGGUUUGAUGAAAUAUUAUGUUUUGCAGUUUUCUCACAUUACACUUUAAUGUGAGAAAACCUCAUGAUGACAACGGUGUUUUUCACUGGUCGGACGUCUUCGUGGUCGUCACGGUCUCACUUUGCCCUUCUUCUCAAAACGCUGAGAAUUGUAUUAGGGAUAUCCAGUGCCUUGGAAGCGUUCUUAUGUCCUUUCUCUGUUUAGUGCUCUUCAGUAACUCAGAUUUGUUUGAUUUCAUGGUGCUGCUUUAGCUUGUAAAUUCACUUAACUUUUUCUUCCAGAUAUAAUUUACAUGAAAUCGCUUACUUAAAAUUCAUGACACACCGGUGAUCUCCAUUCAAGGAAAGGACUGAAUAUUUGUCCCAUCGAUAGUUUUUAUGUUUUACUUAGUUUGAAUAUUUUUCUGUUGAUCAGAAAAUAAUCCUAAUUACAUCCACUGUCAAUCAAAGUUUGAAAUCUAUAGAAUAUUAAAAAAAAAUCCAUGGUGGGUGAAUACUUUCCAUUGGGCACUGUAGUUUCUUGUUGUUGAGGGGGGCAAUGGAGAUGAUGAUGCUUUAUUUGUAACCAAAGAUGUGGUUGUAGUUUGCGACAUGUAAGUGGUUUUGUCUUGAGAUCUAUUUAAUCAACUAGAAUUUAAAAUCAAAAUGGUUAACUCUUUCAGUGCUGAUUCCUGGUGUCAGAGGUGUGAACUGAAGAAGAGUUUAGCAUGCUUCUGUUCCUGCCUCAAGAACUCUCCUCACAGUAAAUAACCAGAGUACCGGUUUCUGGAUUCAGGCUGUAAAAUAUAUAUACAUAUAUAUAUAUAUAUAUAUAUUUUGGGAUGUUAUUCUGUCAGCACCAUUUUGUGACUAUUAAUUACAAGCCCUUUUCAACCCCACCGAACACCCAUUUCUCUUAAUUGAUUUAUGUGUAUCCUUAUAUUCUGUGAUAUAAUCUCUGGUAGAAAAAGAAAAAGUAAAAAAAAAAAAAAAAAAACUUUGAACACCCACUUCUCUGACAACGGGGAGUUUGCUAAAUUCAGUGAAACCCCUCCAACAUUUGGAGACAAAAGUCCAGAUUGCUGAUCACAGCUCUGCAACAAAAAAGGGUUUUCUUUUGUAUGGAUUCCAACGUCUCUUCUGUUUGAUAUUUCUAUGCUUGUGGAGUACCGUGGUUGCACAAGAUUGCUUCAAAAGAAUAAUGAUCUUCAACUUUAAUGUAAUCUUUGUGAUCAUAGAGGUUUAUAUUUUCAUACAAAGAUUUGGUUUGUAUAGUGGCCCCAUAAAAGAUUGUACUUUUUGGGAAAUUUACUAUCCAAAUCUUCACAGCAGAAUUCCCACAGUUAAACCUGCCCCUCUGAGGUCCAUACUGAUAUUUAAUUAAGAUAUUUCCUGAUAUUUACUCAUCGGUCCAGAGAACCAGUUUGUUUAGCCUCACUGCAUUUCUGCCCGGUUGGUAAGUGAAGUCUAUUUUGUAACUUAAAUAAAAAAUUAAAUGGUUUUGUCCAUCGUAUCAAAUGUUUAUAUGAGACUAUCAUAGCCGUAUAUUUCUAUGAUGUUGUCAUAUACCAUAUUAUAGUGUAAUAGUGUUAUUUAACAGUUCAAUUGUAUUGCUAUUCAUGAAAUAAAGUUUGGGUUUGGGUGCACAACA